AGUGAAAUGGAUGCAGAAAAUGGAGAUGUCAGAUUUAACUGAUAAAGGAAAAUUCAUAAUCAGGGAAGAUUUAUUUUUCCUUUCAAGCAGCUGAAAUCUUUAUACUUUGCUUGCAAAGCUAUUAUAAAAGCAAUCACACAGUGUAGCAGAGGACUUUCAUGACAGUAACAGACUUUGAAAUAGGAGGCUUAAUUGAAAAAGAGUGUUUUAAACGAUGACUCACAAAGUUUUGAUAUUAUUUUCUCUCAUAAUUGCAUUCAACGUAGCUAUGAGCUCCCCAAAAAGAGGCUGCAGUGAUAAUUUAAAUAAAUUAGCAAUAGCCAACAAUUAUCUAGGGCUCAAGCUUUACCAUCUUCUAGUAAAAGGAAGCUCUGGAAAUGUGUUUUUCUCUCCUCUUAGCAUAUCUACCGCUUUCGGUAUACUUUACGCUGGAGCCAAAGGAAACACGGCAAAGCAACUCAGAUCUGUGUUAGGAUACAAUUCAGCUAAACUGAAAAGCAGCGAGGUUCCUUUGGCCUUCAACCGAUUCCUCAACAUAGUUAUACCCGAAAACCAAUCGCCCAAUCCAGAAUACAUCUUGAGUCUUGCCAAUGAAUUGCUGUUAGCAGAAAACUUCAAUGUAAAUCCCGACUACAAAAACCAAGUACAAAAUCUUUUCCGCGCAUACAUCGAAGAUGUUGAUUUUGAGAAUAAUUCUGCUCAAAUUGCGGAACAAAUAAAUAAUUUCGUAGAUGAACAGACCCAUGGAAAAAUCACACAGCUCGUAAGUGGUUUGAGUAGAUCCACUGUAUUUUUCAUAGUGAAUGCUAUUUAUUUCAAAGGAUCGUGGAAAACGCAGUUUGAAACGAAAAAUACAAAAUCUGAGAACUUCUAUAAUGAUGGAUCAAACUCUAAAGCAAAGAAAGUUCCACUUAUGCAUCUGACAGCAGAUUUUCCUUAUGCAUCGGACGAGGACUUACAGGCUGUGAAGUUACCAUACAAAGGAGACAAUGUCAGCAUGAUCGUUAUUGUGCCAAAAGAACGUGGAGGUCUUGACCAACUUGAGAACAGUAUAACGCCACAAAAACUCCAGGACAUCCAAAAUCAAAUGUAUACAACCAAAGUGACUGUUACGCUACCAAAAUUCAACAUAGAUUAUCAACGAACACUGAAUUCUGACUUCAAAGACUUGGGUGCAACGGCCAUAUUUAACCCUGGAUUGGCAGAUUUCUCAGGUAUAACACCACAAAAAGGAGUUUAUGUCAGUGAAGUAGUACACAAGGCGGCUGUUGAAGUGAAUGAAGAAGGGAGUGAAGCUGCAGCAGCGACAGGUAUUGGCGGUCAUGCUCUAGCAAUCAUAGAACCACAAAAAUUUACGGCUGAUCAUCCAUUUAUAUUUGCUAUUAUGGAGAACCAAUAUAAAUUUAUAUUGUUUAUGGGUCGUGUGAAUGAAUUGUACUCCCAUGUCUUGACCAGCAAAGACAGCUGCAUAGGAGGUGUAAAUGAAAGGGGGACAUACAUAAAACCCUAUCUCACAACUGACCAAGGGAGGCACAGGUGCCAGCUGCAGAGGAAGCUAGGGAAGAGGAAAACGAUGACUCACAAAGUUUUGAUAUUAUUUUCUCUCAUAAUUGCAUUCAACGUAGUUAUGAGCUCCCCAAAAAGAGGCUGCAGUGAUAAUUUAAAUAAAUUGGCAAUAGCCAACAAUUAUCUAGGGCUCAAUCUUUACCAUCUUCUAGUAAAAGGAAGCUCUGGAAAUGUGUUUUUCUCUCCUCUUAGCAUAUCUACCGCUUUCGGUAUACUUUAUGCUGGAGCCAAAGGAAACACGGCAAAGCAACUCAGAUGUGCGUUAGGAUACAAUGCAGCUAAACUGAAAAGCAGCGAGGUUCCUUUGGCCUUCAACCGAUUCCUCAACAUAGUUAUACCCCAAAACCAAUCACCCAAUCCAGAAUACAUCUUGUAUCUUGCCAAUGAAUUGCUGUUAGCAGAAAACUUUAACGUAAAUCCAGACUACAAAAAUCAAGUACAAAAUCUUUUCCGAGCAUACAUCGAAGAAGUUGAUUUUGAAAAUAAUUCUGCUCAAAUUGUGGAACAAAUAAAUAAUUUCGUAGAGAAGGAGACCCACGAAAAAAUCAAACAGCUCAUAAGUGAGUUGAGUAAAUCCACGCUAUUUUUCAUAGUGAAUGCUAUUUAUUUCAAAGGAUCGUGGAAAACGCAGUUUGAAACAGAAAAUACAAAGUCUGAGAACUUCUAUAAUGAUGGAUCAAACUCUAAAGCAAAGAAAGUUCCACUUAUGCAUCUGACAUCAAAAUUUCCUUAUGCAUCGGACGGGGACUUACAAGCUGUAGAGUUGCCAUACAAAGGAUACAAAGGAGACAAUGUCAGCAUGAUUGUUAUUCUGCCAAAGGAACGUGGAGGUCUUGACCGACUCGAAAAAAGUAUUACGCCAGAGAAAAUACAGGAAAUCCAGAAACAAAUGUAUGCAACGGAGGUCACAGUUACGUUACCAAAAUUCAGCAUAGAAUAUCAACGAACACUGAAUUCAGAUUUCAAAGCCUUGGGUGCAACGGCCAUGUUUAACUCCGGAUCGGCAGAUUUCUCGGGCAUAACACCACAAAAAGGAGUUUAUGUCAGUGAAGUAGUACACAAAGCGGUUGUUGUAGUAAAUGAAGAAGGGAGUGAAGCUGCAGCAGUGACAGGUGUUGGCGCUACUGCUACAGCAGUUAUAGAACCACAAGAAUUUACGGCUGAUCAUCCAUUUAUAUUUGCUAUUAUGGAGAACCAAUAUAAAUUUAUAUUGUUUAUGGGUCGAGUGAAUGAGUUGUAAAACCUGCUUCAAUGCAAAAUAAUUCUGUAUCCUUAAGUAUUGUUAAUUAAAAAUCAUCUGAAUUAAUAACUGACUGUUCAAUAAGAUGACAAUUGCCUAUGCGUAGUGUUUCAACAUUUUCCUAUGACUUCAAAAAUCAAUUAAAAAAGGAAGAAACGAGAAA
Messenger RNA from Parasteatoda tepidariorum (common house spider), 2969 nucleotides. RefSeq lists its product as uncharacterized. The record is from RefSeq and is a predicted model, not a curated record. NCBI's taxonomy places the organism in Eukaryota, Metazoa, Arthropoda, Arachnida, Araneae, Theridiidae. Gene Ontology annotation, molecular function: serine-type endopeptidase inhibitor activity.